Molecule: messenger RNA, 4715 nt
Organism: Mercenaria mercenaria
Lineage: Eukaryota; Metazoa; Mollusca; Bivalvia; Venerida; Veneridae
Product: F-box/LRR-repeat protein 15-like
Exons: 5
Coding region: 149-1138 (329 amino acids)
Source: RefSeq, a predicted model, not a curated record
UUUGAUUGGACAGAAACAUGAAAAAUUAACUAAUCAUCUCUUCUGUUAUAAGAGCGGUUACGUCAAAUCCUACAACAACAACAACAAUUAUAGGAAGGCAAAAUGUGCGAAAUGUUGAUAAAAGAAAAUCGAAACACUGAGUAGCAGAAUGUCAGUUAUGGAGAAUGUACCUGGUUGCCAUGGAGAUAACUAUGUAACUAGAGAGGACAAAGAUGAUUAUAGACUACCAGAUGUGACAGGGAAUGAAUAUAGUGCUAGUAGGGACCAUUAUGAAGAUGUACCAUCAACGAACCUGUUUGAUAUCCCGUGGGAUGACGUAUUGUUUCAGUACAUACUGCCAUUAUUGCCUGUCCAAACUUUAUUCCAGCUGCGACGAGUUUGUAAGACUUCAUUGCUCAUGAUCAAAGAUUACUUGAGCCAAACCAAAGAAAUAAAUAUUGCCAGGAUAGCUGGGAAAGUGACAACUACGGCUUUCCAUAUAUUAACAGACGAGAAUACAAACCUGCUACGUCUAAAUUUACGAAAUUCAAAGGGAUGGUUGAGUGAUGAAUUGUUAAUGCCAGUUUUGAAGUGCAAUCCAAGACUUCAGUUGUUAGAUUUGACUAAUUGUACGAGUGUUACCAAUGCAGUUCUUCAAUGUGUGGCUGUUAAUUGCUCAGGUCUACAGAAGCUAAUACUUCGUGACUGUGUCUGGUUAAGUCCAGAAGGAGUAACUGUGAUAGGUCUUUAUUGUAAAGAUUUAGAAGCUAUUGACUUCAAUGGGUGCUGGAAUGUUAAUGAUGAAUCUUUAUCCGUUCUUGUCUCCAGUUGCCCUCGGUUGAAAUCUGUACAGCUGGCGAAGAUAUAUGGGCUAACAGAUAAUUCCAUGACUGUUCUAGCUAAGUGUAGUAGUCAGUUAUAUCAUCUAAAUAUCCAGGGAUGUUGGAGAAUAACAGAUGAUAGUAUCAGGUUUCUGGCAGAAUAUGGCAAAAAUUUGAAGAUGUUACAGAUACGAGAAUGCCAUCAGGUUACAGAGAUGACAUUAUCAAAACUGCGAGAAAACGGCGUCAAAAUGGAUAAAUUAUCCCCACCAAGUAGUUAUCCACGAGUCAGUCAACUUCUGUGGAGCAUGCGACAUAAAUUAAAUGUUCAGAUGUGAAUAUCACUUUGGAAAGAAAAUAAUUGGUGCAAAUAAUAUUGAGCCGCACCAUGAGAAAACCAACACAGCGCACUUGCGACCAGCAUGGUUCCAGAGCAGCCUGCACCUCUGCGCAAUCUGUUCAGGAUCCAUGCUGUUCGCUAAAUCAAAGCCUGUUGCAAUUAGAGAAACCGUUAGUGAACAGCAUGGAUCCUGACCAGACUGUGCAUAUGCGCAGGCUGGUCUGGAUCAAAGCAGGUUGCAAAUGCACUUUGUUGGUUUUCACAUGGUGUGGCUCAGUUAUAUUAUAGCGAGCUCGAAGAGCAGGCCCAAAGGGCCUGCUCGAGAAUCGAGCUUUACGGUAACGCAAGUAUACUUCCACACUUGGUGAUGGAUUUGAAAAGUUUCGUCGGAAGUUCUUAAAAAGCGCACCCUAACGGAUAGGUGCUCACAGGAAGUACUUCUUUCCGGAGUGAAUACAGAACUUCAUUCAAUUGCUAAAAAAUAUUCAUCACUUAACAGUAAUGAAAGAAUGCUUUCCAGUUGUUUGAAAAAAAAUAUAAUUUUCAUUUAAAAGAUCAAGCAUCGGCCAGAAAAUGGUAAAAAUGUCAUUAAUAAGCAGAAAGAAACGGGAACGCGGUAAUGACGUCACCGUGAUACCGGCUUCCCGUAAUUUUUGCAACGUAUGAUAUUCACUGUUAUAGGUAUGGUGACACUAAAUGUAGACUUUUUCAAGUGAAUGGGUUCUCCUGAAUUCUUUUGAGUAGGGAAUAGUUUCUGUGUGACAAAUAAAUGAUGCAUAAUAUUUUUAGCUAAAUCCGAUUUCUUUGAGCUCGCUUUGAGGCUUUGCCUUAUUUGAUAUUAAUCAUUCAGUUAAGAGACCAUAACCAUUUGGCCUGGGAGACAUAGAUUUCAGCACCAAAUAUUAUUUAUCUGACUGGUAGAUUUUUUACUUCAAUGUCAAUAUUCAAUACUUCAACGAAUUUGAAAAUGCUACUUCCUGCACUCCGUACUGGCAUUUCCUGUGAUUUUUCCCAUGCCAGCAAAACCCAUCAGGCAUCCCCUUGUGCUGUUGAUUACUGCUAACAAUUUGUGCAUAGAUUAUGUAUUCAUGUAAAUGCGAUAAAAAUCUAAUUACUUUUAUAGUUGCUCUUUUUUCCUUGACUGAAAAAAUGCUAUUUUACCAAAACAUACAUUAGCCUACAAAUGAUUAAAUUAAACUGAACUUUGUUGUUGUGUGUCUUUGAAACAUCAUGACGUCAUUUCUAUUUAUGGAUGUUAGCUUCCCACACUUCAUAAAAUAUUGUCUGCAAGAAAAGUAAUUUAUGACUGGAUGUAGAUGCAGAUGGGAAUGUCCAGCUUUUGUGUAAGCUCAGCGCAGAACCUCAUUACUGCCCAAACCGUAGCUCGAAAACCGAGAUAUACAACCAGCAGCACAUUAUUACACUCUUUUUCUAGGUUAACACCCACAUGUAUAAAUACUCUAACAAGCAAGCUUUGGCAUUGGCAGUUUUGCCUAAAUUGUGGCUAAUUUCACUUAAAGGUAGUCUGAAGCUGUCGCAUCCCUAGACACAAAGGAAUGAUAUUAUUGUUAUUGUAUGAAUAUUGUUUUGUAUUCAAAUGAUUGUCAUUACAUUGUUUUGUGGCAAAGUAGAUUACUUGAUUACCAAAUUUAUUUUAUUUCAAAUAUACUAUACUUCAAAAGUAUGGACCAAAGUAUGAAAUAGCUGCUGAUAAUAUGAUGUUUGUUUCUUAGUGACUAAACUAUAAAUUCCGCACAAUAACUCAAACGAAAACAUGUUUGAUAAUUAUGAUUUUUCUUCACUGAAAUGUUUCAAUACAGAAAAUAUUUUUGUAUAAUAUCACAGUAUGCACUUAACUUCUAUCAUUGACAACCUUUUUAAGUUCAACGAUGCAUGAGAACCAUAACAAUCAAACAAUAAAAUAAACAUGCUGUUGUUUAAAUUAUUGUGCGGGAGUAGUAGUUAAAAUUGGUUUUAGCUACACUUUUACAAGAAUAGUGGGAACUUUACUUCUCACCUGAAUGUCUGCAUCCAGUGCACAUUGGUUAAAAUUUUACAUGCAAGGUCAAAAUUAUCUCAGUAACUGUUGCAUAAAAUAUUAUAAGAUUGAAACUUUAUGCAAGGGUCUCCUUGCCAUUAAACAUACUGAAAUAACCAAGUUGGGUAACUCUUGGUUGAACUUCAUAUGAAUUAUGGCCCUUUUAUCAAGCUAUAUCUCAGUAACAGCUAUUUGCAUUGGACCGAGUUUCACACAAUGCUUGCCACAAUCUCACCUACUGAAUUAACCAAGUUAGAUAACUUCUAGUUUGAUUUAAUGUAAAUUAUUUCCCUUUUCUGACUAAAAGAAUUAAUAUUCAGUAUAGUGUUGCAUUUUAAAAUCGUAAUUCCUACUUACUCAGGAUGUAAACAAAGAGUUAUUUUUUCAGUUUUACUAUGCAGAAGUGCUGAACAUCAAAUGAAUACAGUGCCAGACCAGUUUUACUCCUACAACAUUAUUCAUUGUAUAUCAUAUUGAGCAAAAAUUGCUGCGGCACCUGUGAUUGAACAUAACCAAUCAAUUUUAUUUGUUUAUUGAUAUAACAUGUAGAGUUUUGUCUUCUGUAUUCUUAAUUACUGUGCUAUGUGAUAUCUGGUUAACCCUUACCCUGCUAGAUGAAUUUGUCCAUCUUUCAAUUUGGACAGUACCAUUAACUGUUUAACGGGGUGCUUUCCAAAAACAUACUGACUAAAUGGCGAACAGUGCAGAUCUUGAUCAGACUGCAUGGAUGUGCAGGCUGAUCAUGAUCUACACUAAUCGCAAAGGCAGAUUAAAUUGUGUUUAGCAUGAUAAGGGUUAAGACUGACUUCUGAUGAUGAUAUAUUAUACAAAGACUCUUCAUAAGUAGAAGUUCUUUACAUAAUCUGUGCCUGUAUUCGUUUUAAGCCUCAAAUCUGAAAUUAAGGCUAAAAUGCCAAUUUGUCAAUGCAAUCUUGUUUUAUUAAGUGAUCAUAGUUGUUAAAAAAAACUUUGGUUGAAGGAAGUUCUUACUAUAGGAGAAAGGGCUGCAUAUUUUCUUCAUGUUUGAUGCAUAUUCAAAGACGUUAGUGACUUUAUUUUAGGUGAUGUGUAUAUUUCAGGCUUUAAAUGUUUAUGCAUACAGAUAUUUUCUUGUUCUGACCAGCUACUCAAAUUGCAUAGCAUUAUACUGCUAAAAUCUAGUAUGUUUUGUAUUGUGAGGAAAGUAAGACUUUAACCCUUAUCAUACUGGGCAUGACUGAUUCUGCCUUUGCGACAUGUGUAGAUCAUGAUCAGCCUGCACAUCCAUGCAGUGUGAUCAAGAUCUGCACUGUUUGCCAUUCAGGCAGUAUCUUUUUGGUAAGCACCCCUACUGACAGAUAAUGGUACUGUCCUUCUUGAAAGAUGGACAAGUUCAUUAUAGAAAUUCAGCAGGGCAUUAGGUUAAAACUACUUUCUUUAACAGAUCAUUUGACGACUGUGCGAAAGGUGAUACAUAUUUUGUCUCAGUAUUUGUAAUGAAAUUUGUAAUUGUUGAAAUAUUGUUAUUCUGUCUGAUUAUAAAGUGAUGUAUACAGAA